AUGGGAGACUUCAACGGAAGAGUCGGAGAGAGAAGAACACCGUGGACAAAACACCUGGGUCAACACAGUGACCACAGAACACCAUGCAAUUAUAACGGCAACCAUGAACUGAAACUGUGUGCAGAGCACGACCUAUUCAUCACCAACACCUUCUUCCAGCACAGAGCCUCUCAGAUCUACACCUGGUACAGAUGGAACAACAUCAUGGUCUCAUCACAGAUCGUCUUCAUAUUAACGAGAACACGAAUGCGGAUCACAAUCACAGACUCAAGAGCCAUCCCCAAUGCAUGCCUGGACACGGACCACAGGCCAAUCAUCACAACGUUGACCACCAAGAAAGAAAGAAAACCCAAAAAACAUAAAAGACAGCAAGAGAGACUAAAUAUACAUAAACUUGGAGAUGAUCAGGUGCAGGCUCUGAUCAGAAGCACGUUAAAUGAAAAACUAGGCUCUAUCAACUCUACAAUACUAACCGUAGAAAAAGCUUGGGAUACCUUCAAAACAACUCUCCUGGACACAAUGAAAGAAGUCUGUGGUACCAAGAAAACAAGAGGAAAACACAGAAAAGCAACAGCCUGGUGGAACAAAGAAGUUAAAGAUGCUAUCAAGGAAAAAAAGAGACUGUAUAAUGUAUGGGUCAAGUCAAAAAACGAAGAGGACUACAUUAAAUAUAGACUUGCAAGAAGACACAGUAAGAAAGUCGUUAUAACAUCAAAAGAAAAGUCAUGGACACAGUAUGGCGAAAAACUAAGUGAAACCUGCAAGACCUCACCAAGAGAGUUCUACAAGAAGAGUGACGGGUUCGGUUUCUACCAAGGUCGUGCUACGAUCUCUUGUUUCUCUAAGGAGCUGAUUCUUGAGAGCGCCACCAUCCAACGAACUGGUUUAAGAAAGCUGAGAUACGUGAUUGUGUGCUUAUUUGUCAGAACUAGUGACAUCCGACAACAGGAGACAUAUAGCCUUGUUCACGUGUCUUGA
This is a messenger RNA of Aplysia californica (California sea hare), 978 nucleotides long. RefSeq lists its product as uncharacterized. Lineage: Eukaryota; Metazoa; Mollusca; Gastropoda; Aplysiida; Aplysiidae. The coding region runs from base 1 to 978 and encodes 325 amino acids. The transcript is spliced from 2 exons. The record is from RefSeq and is a predicted model, not a curated record.